CUUCCUAUUCUUCACCAAUAUUAUCAGUCAGGGGACCACAUCAUUGCUGGCAUUAUGUCUCAGGUCUACAUAUUUUCAAAUACCAUCACCUUCGAAAAGCAUCCAUCUCAGGAACGUUCUGAUGACCAAAUGAUGAUGACUCAGACCUACCAGCACAUCCUGGCCUUGGCAUUUGCUGUAAAGGAGAUCAACAAAAAAACCCAAAUCUUACCCAAUGUCACCUUGGGAUUCCAUAUAUAUAAUAGCCAGUUUGGUGAAAUCUGGACCUAUCUUGCCUCAAUGGAACUCCUCUCCAGGCAAGGCAGAUUCAUCCCUAACUACAGUUGUGACACAGAGAACACUCUGGUAGCUGUUAUUGGGGGACCCAACUCAAAUGUGUGCCUCCACAUGGCAACCAUCCUCUGUAUGUACAAGAUGCCACAACUCAUAUAUGGCUCUGCUCCACAAAUGAACGACAAAACACAAGCUGUUUUCUUCCACCAGAUGUUCCCAAAUGGGACCCAUCAUUUCAUGGGGAUUCUUCAGUUACUGCUCCAUUUCAAGUGGACAUGGAUUGGAGUGCUUUCUCAGAAUGAGAAAAAUACAGAGAAAUUUAUUGAAAAAAUCCUCCCUGUGUUUUCUGAGAGAGGCAUAUGCUUUGAGUUCAUACAAAGAUUCCCAAAACUAACAUUUAUUGGUGACAUUGAACGCACAGUGAAGGAGGGCUUUGAAACAUUCAGCAUUAUUAUGGAAAGCACUACGAAUAUUGUGGUUGUUCAUGGAGAAAUUCAGGACAUACAUUUCUUAAGAAUGAUACCCGUGGCUGCAGAAUUUGAAGAUAUACCAAUGCAAACUAAAGCAAAAGUUUGGGUGAUGACAGCCCAGAUGGAGUUCACAUCAUUUCACUUUCAAAGAAGUUGGAGCAUGGAGAUCCUCCAUGGUGCUCUAUCCUUUACAAUUCACUCAAAGGAGGUGUUGGGAUUCCAAAGGUUUCUUCAGAUGAGGAGCCCUAAUUCAGAAAAAGAUGAUGGCUUCAUUGAGGACUUCUGGAAAGAGGCAUUUAACUGUUCAUUUCGGAAGAGUGGGAUAGAAGAGAGGGACGGAAAAAUCUGCACAGGAGAAGAGAAGCUGGAGACUCUUCUUGCAUCUGUUUUUGAAAUGAGCAUGACUGGCCACAGCUACAGCAUCUACAAUGCAGUCCAUGCUGUAGCUCAUGCUUUGCACAAUAUGCAGUCAUUCCAGUUCAAACAGCGAACAUUGGCAGAUAGAGAGAUACAGACAUUUCUUAAUCCACAGCCACAACAGUUACACCACUUUCUGAGAAGUGUCUCAUUUAACAACAGUGCUGGUGAAAAGGUUUCCUUUAAUCAAAAUGGUGAAAUCAUUGCCGGUUUUGAUAUAAUCAACUGGAUCGUAUUCCCAAACCAGUCAUUUCAAAGAGUCAAAGUUGGGAAGAUGGAUGUUGUAGGUCUUCCAGAAAAUGUGUUCACUAUUCAAGAGGAUGCCAUAAUCUGGCCCAGGAGGUUUAACCAGAUACUGCCCCAUUCACUGUGCAAUGAUAAUUGCCAACCUGGUUAUAGGAGAGUUAAGAAGGAAGGGGAACCAUUUUGCUGCUUUGAUUGCCGUCCAUGUCCAGAAGGGACAAUCUCAAACCAGAAGAAUGUGGGUGACUGCUUUCAAUGCCCUGAAGAUCAGUAUCCAAAGCACACCAAGGAUGUAUGUGUUCCAAAAAAAAUAAGUUUCCUGUCUUAUGAAGAACCUUUGGGGAUCAGCUUGGCUGUAUUUGCACUGUUCUUUUCUUUCAUCACAACUUUAGUUUUUGGGAUCUUCAUUAAGCACCAGGACACUCCCAUUGUCAAAGCCAACAACCAGAACCUCACUUAUACUCUCCUUGUUUCCCUCCUGCUCUCAUUCCUUUGCACUUUGCUAUUCAUUGGUCGACCCGAGAAAGUGACAUGUCAACUUCAACAACCUGCUUUUGGCAUCAUCUUCUCAAUGGCAGUUUCUUGUGUGUUGGCCAAAACCACCAUUGUGGUUCUUGCUUUUAUGGCCACAAAGCCAGGAUCCAGCAUGAGGAAAUGGGUGGGGAAAAGACUGGCACUCGUCAUUGUUAUUUCCUGCUCCUUUAUUCAAGUCACCAUUUGUAUUGUGUGGCUAGCAAUUGCUCCACCAUUCCCAGAUUUUGACAUGCAAUCAGUGACUGAAGAACUUGUGCUAGAAUGUAAUGAAGGGUCCACUAUCAUGUUCUACUGUGUCUUGGGCUACAUGGGCUUCCUGGCUACUGUCAGCUUCACUGUGGCUUUCCUAGCUAGGAAGUUACCAGACUCUUUUAAUGAAGCCAAAUUCAUCACCUUCAGCAUGUUGGUCUUCUGCAGUGUGUGGCUUUCCUUUGUUCCAACCUACCUGAGCACUAAAGGAAAAUACAUGGUGGCUGUGGAGAUCUUCUCCAUUUUAUCUUCCAGUGCUGGUUUACUCGGCUGCAUCUUUUCUCCCAAAUGCUUUAUCAUUUUGUUGAGGCCUGACUUAAACAAAAGAGGGCAGCUUAUAAGAAAUAUUAAAUAA
Rhineura floridana is the source of this 2541-nucleotide messenger RNA. Its product is annotated as vomeronasal type-2 receptor 26-like. Gene Ontology annotation, cellular component: membrane. The record is from RefSeq and is a predicted model, not a curated record. The coding region runs from base 55 to 2541 and encodes 828 amino acids. NCBI's taxonomy places the organism in Eukaryota, Metazoa, Chordata, Lepidosauria, Squamata, Rhineuridae. Gene Ontology annotation, biological process: G protein-coupled receptor signaling pathway. Gene Ontology annotation, molecular function: G protein-coupled receptor activity. The transcript has 6 exons.